Molecule: messenger RNA, 2045 nt
Organism: Trichobilharzia regenti
Lineage: Eukaryota; Metazoa; Platyhelminthes; Trematoda; Strigeidida; Schistosomatidae
Source: the annotation of a GenBank genome assembly
UGGAACAAUUGAAAUUGAAUGCGUGUUUGUUUGGACUGCUUUCAGUUUUAAGCGUGAAAAACCGUUCAUUGUUUCCGUCCUAUGACGAUAAGAUAAUUUUAACAUGGUGACAGCUGUUCAGCCAAUGUUUGGUCUGUUAAAAAGACUCCAUUUACAUCCAAUGGAAAGUGCUUUAAACGAGUUAACUCCACAAACUUCACUGAUAGAGUCAAUAAAAUUUAGAGCACAUCCAUUCUGGUUUCGUAAAACAAAAUCAGAAGAAAUACAUCGGGAUCAUAAUUAUGCAGGACAAAAAAGACAAUCAGCUUAUCUAUCUAACACACACUUAACAGCUACUAAACGAUCUCGUCGUGCCGCUAGACUAUCAGAUAAAAACUCUAAUCUUAUUGAUAUAAGCGCCAAGAAUGAUUGUUGUUACCAUAAUCCAAGUGUUUUACGCUAUUCCCCUGUCAAUUCUGGUGUAAGUUCGUCGAACUUGCAGCUCUUUUCAUCUCCUACAUCUAUUAGCCCUCCUAACUUUCCUACAUCAACAGCAGCAGCAGCAGGUGUUAUCGCACAUACUCGACGUGGUUUGCUUUCACCUGGAACACCGGUUUCAUCGCAAUCAACUGGUCAAUAUCGAUCACAGAUUACUCCUGUAGCUCGAGCUAAUCUCGUCGAGAAUCAAACCUGUCUGAUCCUGGGUAGAAAUGACCUAGUCCCUGACGAAAAUCGUCUGGUGGAUAUUAAAGAAGAGUCAAUCACUACGACACCAUGUUAUGCAAAAGACACUUCUUAUCUAAGCAAGGUAACAAGUUAUCUUAGUGGACAAAAUCCUCAAGAUGUAAGAACUCCAACUCGUCCACGUACUACUCGUAAAGCAUCGCCUGUAAGUUUACUCUGUAGACGUUGUGAUAACUGUGACAAUGAAAAGUUGAGCGUGAAACUGAAGAAUAAAGAAAAGACUGUCGUUGAAUUCAAAGAACCACCAAAACGACGAAAAUCUGUUGAUCAGCUUAAAGAACCAUCAAUUCAUGGAUUACCUGAUCCUGAGAUUUCUACUAAACCGCGUAAUCGAAGACCAACUCAAUUUUUACAAUUAAAUGUUUCCACGAUUGAAACUUCAUGCGAUGAACAAAAAUCGACAUAUUUAACUUCUCAAUCAUAUUAUUAUACACCAGAUUUUACGGUUCGUCGUUCUCGAGGAUCAGAGAGUGGACAAUUUCCUGAGAAGACAGAAUUAAAAGAAACACAAAGAGUUCAAAAACCAGAUGAUUUUAUUGAAGUUCCAAGUUGGCGUGUCAUACCAAUCCCGGUGAUUGAAAGUGCAAUAGAUUGUUCUUGUGAAUCAAGACAACAUUCUUUGAAAUCCACUCCUAGAAAACCACAAUCUACGGCGAAUAAGUUAACCGAUUCCGAUAUUGUUAAAUCUCAUAAUCUUCGACCUCUUCAACGAUCCAAUCAAUUAACAUCAUCAUCAGCAGCAACAACAACAACAAGUACCAAUCGUUCUGGAUCUUCUUCCUCUUCCUCACAGAUUCAGAAAUCUCGUUCACAAACAGAACACAGUAAAUCAAUGGAUGCCUUAGAUGAAGACAUAUCAGAUGCAGCUUAUCUUGCUCGUCAUUCACGCUUGGAGGUGGAAGAAGCGCGUCGUGAACGUUUAUCCCGUCAGCGGACAGCAGAACAAGAACUUAAACAACGUUUAGAGGAAAGAGAACAAGCUAGUUGGCACAAAAGACAAUCAGGUCGUUUAGAUCCAUUGUUGAAGUUUAAUCCAGCUAGUCGAAUGCCAACUCAGUUGAGUUAUACAUUCAAGCAAGGUCAUCAAUUCCAUCUGGACAAUUCCAUCCCAGUGGUAAUAUUCGGUUGUCGUGUACCGUCAGCAUCAUUAAAACCCUUCACAAAGUCGAGUAUUCCUUGAAUUCAUGUGAUGUGUUGUACUACGGGAGAAAGAUAAUGUGUGAAAACAAACAAACAAUUCAUGCCAUGCAAUAUCCUGUUUGCAAUGUUUUUAUUUGUGUAUGUCUGUGUACAGUUCUGUAUCGUUUGUUUUUUGUUGUUGU